AUGCUACGUCAGCACACGGACAUGCGCCGCCGCUACCACGACGCCAGAGCAAAGUGUGAAGACGUUCUGCUGGACAUAGAAUCUCCUGCCGUGUCUACUCAGGCAUUGGAAAAACUGCACGUUGUCAUCUCGCAGUUGGAAGAGUCUCGAGCCCAAGUGGACGUCCUAGAGAAGCAAUUAAGGAAGGUCUGCCGCGAGGUCCGAAGUCUAUGGACGCCGGCGGCCGUGGCUGUAGGGCGAGCUUGGCGGGCGCUGGAGAGAGUGCAGGAGUUCGUCAAGCGCAGACACAGAUUUGCCUUGCCUUCUGUAGUUCCCGACCUGCAACUUUUCGUUGAUAUUUUCGUGGUCCGCGCACGUCAAAACCUAGGAAAAGACUCGGCAGAUAACCACCGCAGUGUGAUCUGGUCAUCACUCUGGGAGGCUGUUGAGCCUCGUUUACAUGAGGAUAGUCGACAGUUGACGCGGUGUUGCCUGCUCGUCUCUGCUCUGAAAGAUCAACUCGAUGAUGAACUAACAAGCUCUGAUAUUGACUCGGAUGUCUCAGAACUCAGAGUGGGAUCUGAAGAAAAAUCAACCAAUAAUGAAAAUGAAAUUAAUCAACACUCGGCAGAUAACCACCGCAGUGUGAUCUGGUCAUCACUCUGGGAGGCGGUGGAGCCUCGUUUACAUGAGGAUAGUCGACAGUUGACGCGGUGUUGCCUGCUCGUCUCUGCUCUGAAAGAUCAACUCGAUGAUGAACUAACAAGCUCUGAUAUUGACUCGGAUGUCUCAGAACUCAGAAUGGGAUCUGAAGAAAAAUUAACCAAUGGUGAAAAUGAAAUCAACGAACGUAAGUCCCAGCCUUCCAUCGAUUCGAAGGAAAUAGACGAAUUCAUAUCUGGAAGCCUGGAAAAGGUUCUUAGUGAAGUGGAUUACAUUGUUGACAAGAAGCGCGUUGAUGAUGACUUGCAGGGCUUUCAUCUGUCGAAUAUUACAGGCGAACAGAGAAAGAAACUGCUGAGAAGCGUAUCGUUUUCCCAGCCUGCAAAUCGAUUACCACGUCUCUCUAAAAAACAUUCGUCCUUACCGCUCGAUUUUCAGUUGAGUUCUUCACAAGAGAGCCCUCGACCGUCAUCGAGCUGUCCUAACUCAGUUUAUUUGCAGGAUUAUAAGUCCUCAUUCUCAAGCCCAUUAGAAUGUAAAACAUUCAGUGAAGUGGUCGCAGAAGAGGCUAUGUCUGCUCUGUUGGACGACGGAAUAGCUUAUCAUGCAUUGGCGUUCCAAGAUUUUUAUGACAAAAUUACGAACUCGGAGAAAGCAAUCACCCUCCAACAUAAAGCUUGCGAGCAGGCUAUCGACUUUCUCCUUGUGAAGUGUCCAACAAUCUUUGCUCUGUCUUUGGAUACAAAUACGACCGGGCAGCAGAAGCUACAACCUAAUUCCUCACGAGAUGAUUACGAGAAAAUAGAAGCAGAUGGGGAAUAUUCUCCGCAGCGAAGAAAGUUCGUUAAGCUUGUCGAAAACAUUCUAAUUAAUGACCGAAGUCUGGACGAAGAUGCACUACAGGAUCUGUUCUAUGAUCGGCAUCACUUGAUCAAGGACCUGCGAAUGCUACUCCUGUUCCACGUUUUAUGCCAUCGUGAUCUGGAAAACUGGACUUCUCGUUUGUUGGCCAAAGUAGUCCCGGAACUCUCAGUUCCAGACCGCGGACCGGAGGAGAAAAUCGCCGCAAGCCUUCUGCAGCGCCGGCAGCUGAGCCGCUGCAGCGCUGUCGAGCCUCAACGUGAUGCUCUUCUGCAGAUCUGGUGUGGAGAUGAGCAUGCCGACGUCGUCGCUCUUGUGAGAUCAGCUCUGAGGCGCCUCGGUGUUCCGUACUACAAAACCUGGUUCAAACCAGCUCCCGACUUACUUCAUUUCCAGGUGUUGUUAAAGACCCUUUGA
This is a messenger RNA of Hyalella azteca, 1920 nucleotides long. RefSeq lists its product as uncharacterized. NCBI's taxonomy places the organism in Eukaryota, Metazoa, Arthropoda, Malacostraca, Amphipoda, Hyalellidae. The transcript is spliced from 8 exons. The record is from RefSeq and is a predicted model, not a curated record. The coding region runs from base 1 to 1920 and encodes 639 amino acids.